This is a messenger RNA of Diachasma alloeum, 444 nucleotides long. RefSeq lists its product as uncharacterized. Lineage: Eukaryota; Metazoa; Arthropoda; Insecta; Hymenoptera; Braconidae. Bases 1 to 444 code for a protein of 147 amino acids. The record is from RefSeq and is a predicted model, not a curated record. The transcript has 3 exons.
AUGGUGGUGUCAGUGAUCGCCCGGGAGGAUGUCUGCAGGGUGGUUAUCAUCCAUAUGAUGCAGGAGACGAGAAGGGAGAGGGCCUAUCUCAGAGCAGCCAAUGAGUGGCUGCGCUGGGAGGAUGAGGAGGGCGAGACUAUCGAUGGCGAAGAUAUCUUCGCCAUUCGUGACCUCCACGCCAGGGCGGAGGGCUGGUUGGCAGAGGCCGAACAUGAGGCUUACAUGAGAGGAGAUCGGUGGGAGGGUGGUAUGGGCCCAUACACCCACAGAGCUCAGUGGGUCCGGGCUCUCCGAGAGGAGGCCGGGCGGAUGGAGGUCGAGAGCGAGCAAGCUCUCGACUUGUACGACGUGGAGGAUCUCUGGGACUUCCACAUCCUCUUCGGGGACGCCCCUCUCCAGCCAGACCACAGCGCAGAUAACUGCGACCUCGAGGAGUGGGAGUGA